Messenger RNA from Emiliania huxleyi CCMP1516, 698 nucleotides. RefSeq lists its product as hypothetical. The record is from RefSeq and is a predicted model, not a curated record. The transcript has a single exon. The annotation marks the transcript as partial. NCBI's taxonomy places the organism in Eukaryota, Haptophyta, Isochrysidales, Noelaerhabdaceae.
AUGAUCUGCAUCCUCGCCGUCGGCACCCCGCCGUCGUCAACCGCACGGCAGCCCGCGUCGGUGCCUCUCUUCCUCCCGGCUCCUUCGUGCACGCCGGAUUGGGCGAGCGGCGGGCGGACGACGCUUCUCGAGUCCCAACCCGCGAAUCUGUCGACCGAGCCGCCGCCGAAUGCGUCGACUGUCCCUCGCGAGACCCUUGAGGCGGUCAUCGAGGGCUUGGACGCGGUCAAUCACGACGCCUGCAUCAACCGGCACUCGACAGAGGAAGCGCUCUCCGCGCCGCCCGACUUGACGGUGAGUGGGGGCGGCUCGGCCAGUCCGUGCGGCGGUGACCCGCGUGAUGGUGGUCAGAAAAGGGGAAGGGGCGCUCCCUGGUCCCGCCUCGUGGGUGCCCUCGUGCUGGAGUGCCUCCUCGCGCUCCUCUGCUUCCAGCUUCGGUCGGGUGGCUCCUCGGCCAGCAAGGUCGGCCCAAACAAGGUUGAGGGGCAGAAGCGCUCGAAGAACGCGGAGAAGGACGAGGUCCUGACCCCGGCCGGCGGCAGCACGCCCCUCAUCUACCUCAUCGCCGUGCUCGUCUUGUGCGGCGUGGCCUUCGAGGCCUCGACCAUGAAGUACAAUGCGAUCAAGCCGGCCGCCGAGAUCAACGCUCGGGGACGCGGCACCGUGCCGGCGACCCUGUCCGUGAGCACCGUGCCCGA